Molecule: messenger RNA, 591 nt
Organism: Microthlaspi erraticum
Lineage: Eukaryota; Viridiplantae; Streptophyta; Magnoliopsida; Brassicales; Brassicaceae
Source: the annotation of a GenBank genome assembly
AUGGAAGAGGAGAUCAAGAUGAUAGAGAAAAACAGAACAUGGCGACUUGUGGAGAAACCAGAAAAGAAAAACAUCAUCAGUGUGAAGUGGAUCUAUCGCAUUAAGACUAAUGCAAAUGGAGAUCCAAUCAAGCAUAAAGCAAGGUUAGUCGCAAGAGGUUUUUCUCAAGAGUAUGGUGUUGAUUACCUUGAAACUUUUGCACCUGUUUCAAGACAUGACACAAUACGUGUCAUACUUGCUCUUGCGGCACAAAAGAAGUGGCGGCUUUAUCAAAUGGAUGUAAAAUCCGCCUUCCUCAAUGGAGAGCUCGAAGAGGAGAUCUAUGUUGCACAGCCGCCUGGUUUUGUAGUUGAAGGAGAAGAAGACAAGGUUCUGUUGCUCCGCAAGGCUCUGUAUGGUUUGAAGCAAGCCCCUAGAGCUUGGUAUGGAAGAAUCGACUCAUACUUUCUACAAAGUGGUUUCCAAAGAAGUAUGAAUGAUGCAGCCCUGUAUGUGAUGAAGAAAGACAAGGAUGUCUUGAUCGUGAGUCUCUAUGUGGACGACUUGGUGAUUACAGGAAGCAGUUCUCAACUCAUUGAAAGAAAGAUUUAA